Messenger RNA from Penicillium manginii, 3363 nucleotides. Its product is annotated as ankyrin repeat protein. Gene Ontology annotation, molecular function: metal ion transmembrane transporter activity; protein binding. The transcript has a single exon. The coding region runs from base 1 to 3363 and encodes 1120 amino acids. Lineage: Eukaryota; Fungi; Ascomycota; Eurotiomycetes; Eurotiales; Aspergillaceae. The record is from RefSeq and is a predicted model, not a curated record. Gene Ontology annotation, biological process: metal ion transport; transmembrane transport. Gene Ontology annotation, cellular component: membrane.
AUGCCUCGGUCAUCCAGCAUGACGAGCGACGGCCACGAGAGGCUGGAGCCGCGUCUGCUGCGGGCCGCAGAGCACGACGACGUCGACUCGCUACGAAAAGUCAUCGGCCUCGCCAGGGAAUAUGGGCACUUCAAUGACAAUUUCCUGCGGAUUGCAGUGAUGCGCAGUGCCGAGCGAGGCUGCAUCGCCGCGACGGAAUUCCUCCUACAAUGCGGUGCCAAAACCGACGUCGCGGGUAACCGUCUUUCGCCGCUCCUCCGCGCCGUCGAGCGUGACCAUUACCAGAUCGUGCGACUGCUUCUCGACCAUGGCGCUUCGUCCGAUAGCACGGACAAAGAGGGGCGCACGGCGCUGAUGACGGCUGCUUGGAAGAACCAUGCAGAUGUGCUGCAGCUGUUGAUUAUGCGAGGCGCGAAUGUGAAUGCGCGCGACCACCGUAAGCGCAACGUCUUGCACAAUCUGGCGGCGGAUAAAGAGCAAAAAUGGGGCUGGAACAAUGAGAUUAUUUCGCUCUUGUUGCGCACUGAUUGUCUGAUUGAUGGCGUGGACGGCCGGGAUGAACUGGGUCGGACGCCGUUGCAUUGGGCUUGCGCGACGGGUAAUUGGGGUCUUGCGAAGUUACUCCUGACAAGACCCGAUGGUCCCAAAGCCGAGAUUGAUGCGACCGAGCUACGAGGGAAGACUGCUCUGCAUGUUGCGACUGCGCAUGACCGUGCGGAUAUCGUGCAACUGCUCUUGCAACAUGAGGCGGCCGUCAACGCCUGUAGUGAUGGUGGAUGGACACCGCUUCAUAAUGCUUGUGAUAAGGGCUGCGUGGAAAUAGUGCGAAUUCUCUUGCGUGAGAAGGCACAUAUCAAUAGCCAGCUUCUGAAUGGAGUGACGCCGCUUCAUCUUGCGGCGCAAGGCGGUCAUCGCGAAGUUGUAGAAUGUCUGCUAGAACGGCCGGACUUGAAAAGGCGGGCUCGCGAUACCUUUGGCAGUACGCCAUUUCUGCGUGCAGCGCAGUUCAAGAGGAAAGAUAUUGUUCUUCUCUUGGCGCCGUUUAAUAAUGUCGAGUCCCUCUCGGAGGAUGUGCGAGAUGCGAGCGCCGCAUUUGAUGCGACAGUUGUCGACUUUGGAAAUUUCCACAAUGAGAAUCGUGUCAAGCGCAUGUCGGUGUAUAAUUUACUCUAUGGACGAGAUCCCGAAAACCCGCGCAAGCAAGCAGUGACGACCAUACCGGCUGAUAGUCGAGCGACGGAUUUCCGUUGGAUUCAUCUGCCAGCAAACAAUAUGGCUUGGGUUGAGGCUCUACUGACGAAAAGCUUCAUCGAGGAGGGUGCGCACGAUGUGGAUGGUUUCAAGGGACUGGAGAAGUCUUUUAACUAUCAACAUCGCGGUCAGAAGAUCCACUCGCACUUCAUGCGGCCGUUGUGUCAUAACACACCUCGUGCCAUGUUCCGUCGGAAAGAAGAAGAAAAGCAAGAUGAACACUCUGAUGCUGGGCAGUCGAGCAUUGCAGACAACAGCUCUAUUCUCCGAAAGCAGAAAGCGUCAAAUAGCAAAUCCGAUCGUUCUGAUUCCUAUCAAGAUGAGGCUACCGCAGGCAAGAAAACCAAGAAGAACAAAAGCAGCAAGACGAACAGCAACCCCGGUACUCCCAAGACCGAAUCAAAAAGCAAGUCGCCGUGGGGGCUGAGCGAUAAACAAACGCGCUCAUCUCUCGCCACAUCAUCACUAUGCAGAGACCACGGUUCCAUCCCUGGCUGUAAUGUUAACGUUUUCAUGCCAUAUUUGCACUUCGAGACCGCGGAACGGCGAGAACGAAUGCUCGAAGCUAUUCAGCGUGCGCAGCUGCUGAACCUUCAACCACGCGCGUUGAGAAAGACUCGGACCCGUGAUGAAAUGCUAAUCGAUGCGCAUAUCUCAUCAUCGACAACUUCUCUCCAUGUCCGUCGAACACUGGACCAAUUCUUCUAUCCAAACAUCGAUACCCACAGUCGUGAUCAAGACCAAGUGGUAUACCGAUAUCAAACCAAAGGGCCUGGCCGAGAAGGCCCGGAGACGGAUCCGAAAAUCUUCAUGGUUGAUCAGCUGUGGAUGUGGGUUUUGGGAACGAAUUUGAUUGUUACCAGCUUUCCCCAGAGAUGGGACCAGCCAAAGAAUGACCCGUUGAACGUACUGGAUGGGAUCAUUGAAGACAUUAAUUCCAAGACCCGCGAACCGGUCAAAUCGGUGUACGACCUUGCCAUAACAAUUACCAACCGAUGCUCUGGAGUAUUCGACCGCCAUCGCCUAGGAGACGACGAGUAUCAAUUCUUGGACAUGUUUGAAUCUUCCAUUGGUAUAGCCACCGACAAAGAGACUCUUCUUUUCAACCGCUUCAAUCAUGCCUCAGCACAAGCAUCCUACUGGCUGAAAAGCCAUCGCAAGCUAAACCCUUUCGCCGAAAAAUCGGCUGACAGGUUCCAGGAAGACGACGAAGAUUGCAUCGACGAGGACUACUACGAUGACGGUCAGCCACUUUUUGUUGACAGACUGUUAGAUAUCGGCGAAGAGACCGACCUUCUAGCAGAGACCAAAGAUAUCCGCGAUGAGCUGAACAUGAUCCGCACUGUUCUGGAGCACCAAAAGCAUGUCUUAUCAGACUUCCAGGAAGUCAUCUGCGAGAUAUACCAGGGACAACACCGCUCUCAACAAGAUGUGAAAAAACGAUUCAAAGAUCAGCAACGCCUGAUUGACAUGCACCUCAAAGACCUCGAUCGCAUGGAUAAACAAGCCGAGCGUAUUUACCAUUCCAUCACCGACCUCCUAGACCUGAAGCAGAAACAUGCCAACGCAUUCGAAGCCCGCUUCGCCCGCGAUCAAGCCGCCGGCACGACCCGCCAGAGCAAAACGAUCAUGGUCUUCACAAUCGUCACCAUCAUCUUCUUGCCACUGUCAUUCAUCGCGUCCAUCUUCACAAUCAACCUAAAGCAAUUCGAAGAUCUGAAUCUCAACUACGUCGCGAAAUACACAUUUGGAAUUGGCUUCGCCAUUUCCAUCCCGCUGAUCUGGGUUGCACUCACUGUCGAUGAUAUCGGAGACUACCUUCGCAUGGGAACCAAGCACGGCUGGAAUUGGCUCUCUCUUCGCAAAAAGAAGCCGAAACCUGCGGUUGAUCGGGCCGAUGGGCAACUGCAGGCGCUGGAAAUUGAAAAGAUUCUCAGUAUUGCGCGGACCCGUCGGAGUGGGGAGCUUGAUUAUGCGCCUAGCUUGUUGCCUGUUUCGACGCGUGGGACUAGUGCCUCCAGACGACCGGAUAUCUAUACCGGAAUGGCGGAUGGGGCUAUUCGGAAAAGCUUUGAUGUACGGAGGAGUGUGGAUUACAGACCCUAUAUAUGA